GGGAAAGUAGGGAAGCGGAAGUGCGUGUACAGCGGAUGUAGAGUGGACCAAUCAGAGCCCUCUUGUCUGCGACGCUGUCUGCGAGGGUUCUGCGGUGGUCACAAUUUUUGGGAGGUGCGCGCAGAGCGUCUGCGAAGGUGGGGGGGCUACGCAGACACUGUCUGCGACACCGUGUGCGAGGACUGGGUUGUCAGCAUAAAUUGGCCUUAACAGCGAGGGCCUUUCUGUGUGGAGUUUGCAUGGGUUUCCCUCACAGUCCAAAGACAUGCUAAUUGGUGGGCCUAAAUUGACCGUAGGUGUGAAUCAGUCCUGCUUGUCCAGGGUGUACCCCGCCUCUCACCCAUAGUCAGCUGGGAUAGGCUCCAGCUUGUCCGCGACCCUGUAGAACAGGAUCAACGGCUACAGAUAGUGGAUGGAUGGUUUCUCAUAAUACUGACUUACUCAGUUAUAACUUUCUAGAAAAUGUUCUCACUUAUGAAAUAAUCAGUCAUAAUUAAGAGAUGCAUUCUCAUUAUGACAUACUAUUACCCUUUUGUGACCAACAGGGAACAGGUUCCUGAACCGGUUCCGUUCAGGACUUCUUGAACCUUGGUGCCACAUGCUGACCAGUUUUUUUUGAACCGUUGCAAUCAAGGACGCGUCAUGAACGGGGGGCGUUGCAAACUGCGGCACGGAGGUGUAGUGGUUAACACUGUCGUCUCACAGCAAGAAGGUUCUGGGUUCAAGCCCAGUGGCUGACGGGGGGCCUUUCUGUGUGGAGUUUGUAUGUUCUCCCCGUGUCUGCGUGGGUUUCCUUUGGGUGCUCCAGUUUCCCCCACAGUCCAAAGACGUGCAGUUAGGUUAACAUGGGGCGGCCUUGGGCUGAGGUGCCCUUGAGCAAGGUACCUAACCCCUAACUCCUCCCCGGGCGCUGUAGUAUAGCUGCCCACUGCUCUGUGUGUGUGUGUGUGUGUGUGUGUGUGUGUUCACUGCUUCAGAUGGGUUAAGUGCAGAGGAUGAAUUUCACUGUGCUUGAGUGUGCGUGUGACAAAUAAUGACGAAGACUUCUUCAGUAGCAGCAAGAUGGCGGUGCACAUUGAUUACCUGUCUUGUCCUAAAUAUGAAGUACAUCUUGGUCACUGGUGGUGUUAUAUCUGGAAUUGGUAAAGGCAUUAUUGCCAGCAGUGUGGGAACAAUCCUCAAAUCCUGCGGCCUCCAUGUCACGGCUAUCAAGAUCGAUCCUUACAUUAAUAUUGACGCAGGCACAUUCUCUCCCUACGAGCACGGUGAAGUGUUUGUGUUGGAUGAUGGUGGUGAAGUUGAUCUGGAUUUGGGAAACUAUGAACGCUUUCUGGAUAUCCGGCUAACCAAAGACAACAACCUGACUACUGGGAAGGUUUAUCAGUCUGUUAUCACAAAAGAGAGGAGAGGAGAUUAUCUUGGCAAAACAGUGCAAGUGGUACCACACAUCACCGAUGCCAUUCAGGAAUGGGUUAUGCGGCAAGCCAAAGUGUCAGUGGAUGAGGAUGGGGUUGAGCCGCAAGUCUGUGUCAUCGAGUUAGGAGGCACCGUGGGAGACAUUGAAAGCAUGCCUUUCAUAGAAGCCUUCAGGCAGUUCCAGUUCAAAGUAAAACGAGAGAACUUCUGCAACAUUCAUGUCAGUCUUGUUCCUCAGCCCAGUACUACAGGAGAGCAAAAGACUAAACCGACACAAAACAGCGUGCGAGAGCUCCGUGGUCUGGGCCUGUCACCUGAUCUGAUCAUGUGCCGUUGUUCUAAACCUCUGGAAACUGCAGUGAAAGAGAAGAUCUCUAUGUUUUGUCACGUAGAGCCAGAGCAGGUCAUCUGUAUACGUGAUGUGUCCUCAGUGUAUAAAGUUCCAGUGCUCAUGGAGAAUCAGGGAAUGGUGGAUUUUUUUUGCAGACGGCUGAACCUGCCCAUUGAGACAAAACCCUGCAGGAUGCUUACCAAGUGGAAAGAAAUGUCACAUAGAACUGACCGCCUUUUGGAAAGCACAUCGAUCGCAUUAGUUGGGAAGUACACCAAAUUUUCAGACUCCUACGCAUCAGUGAUUAAAGCACUGGAACAUUCUGCCCUCGCAAUCAACUACAAGCUCGAGGUGAAAUUCAUAGACUCAGCAUGUCUGGAGCAGAGCACACAGCAGGAAGAACCAGUGAAGUAUCAUGAGGCCUGGCAGAAGCUCUGCAGUGCUGAUGGUGUUUUGGUACCAGGAGGAUUUGGGGUACGAGGCAUUGAGGGAAAGAUUCACGCUAUUAACUGGGCAAGGAAAAAGAAAAAGCCCUUUUUAGGUGUUUGUCUGGGCAUGCAGCUCGCUGUGUGUGAAUUUGCUCGCAAUGUGCUUGGCUGGGAAGAUGCCAACUCCACUGAAUUUGAUCCUGACACAAAGUACCCAGUAGUGAUUGAAAUGCCAGAACAUAAUCCAGGACAAAUGGGUGGCACUAUGAGACUGGGGAAAAGACGAACCAUCUUCAAAAGCACCUCAAGUAUUCUCAGAAAAUUGUAUGGAGAUGUUGAAUAUGUUGAUGAAAGACACAGACAUCGUUUUGAGGUGAAUCCAGAGCUAAAGCAUCACUUGGAGGAAAAAGGCCUCCGCUUUGUGGGCCAGGACCAGGAAGGUGAACGAAUGGAAAUCGUUGAAAUGGAAGAUCACGCUUACUUCGUGGGAGUGCAGUACCAUCCAGAGUUCACCUCUCGCCCCAUUAAGCCUUCACCCCCCUACCUUGGCCUGCUUUUAGCAGCUGCAGGAAAACUACAGAGCUACCUGCUGAAAGGGUGCAGACUUUCACCACGAGACACAUACAGUGACCACAGUGGCAGUAGUUCUCCAGAUUUGGAGCUGUCACAUUGAACUCGAAUUCCCAUCAACCUCAUAGAAGGGAUAUGCUCAGACACCGUGGACAUGCACAAGGGGAAAUUAAACGUUUCUUACUUUUAUCUUCACCUGAAGAUAAAAUCCUGGCACCCUGUCUGAGAACCAUCAUAAUGUAAUACAGUUUCUGAUUUCAAUUGUACUACUGAUCAUUUUGUAUGAGAGUGGAAGAGACCUGUUUCCUUUUAACAGUGUUAAUAUUUUAAGCCAUCACUACAACAACACAAAGUGAAUUAAUGGACAAUAUUUAAAUGACCAUUUAUAGACCUCUGGGAUCUAAAGAAAUGUUUAUAUGUGUAUAAACAUAUAUUUUGCACACGUGGAAAGAUAUCACAAAUAGUCAGUGAUGUAAUAAUACAUGUUACAGCUUUUGCAUAAACAGUACAAAUGUUUAUAUUGUCAUAAUAAACUGGAAUUGGUGCUCUAAGCCCCAUUUUAAGGAC
Molecule: messenger RNA, 3312 nt
Organism: Neoarius graeffei (lesser salmon catfish)
Lineage: Eukaryota; Metazoa; Chordata; Actinopteri; Siluriformes; Ariidae
Gene: ctps1b
Product: CTP synthase 1b
Exons: 18
Coding region: 1034-2848 (604 amino acids)
Biological process (GO): pyrimidine nucleobase biosynthetic process; CTP biosynthetic process
Cellular component (GO): cytoplasm; cytoophidium
Molecular function (GO): CTP synthase activity; identical protein binding
Source: RefSeq, a predicted model, not a curated record